GGGAGGGAGGGAAGCAGAGAGGGGGAGCGAGAGGGGGAGUGAAGGGGAGGGGAGACGGUCAGAGCUGCGCAUCUGUACAGGCAGCUAGAGGAGCGGUGGAGAAGGAGAGAGACGUACUGGACGAGAUGAGGACCGCGGCAGCAGCGAUGGACGAGCUGACAACACUGGGCUUGGAAACGGCAGACGAGGGGAAAACAUCGAGGACGACCGAUGAGGCAUGAAAGGGAAGGCUCAGGAUACGUGCCGUAUCGCCCCAACAUGGAGGCGUAACGACUGUAGCAUGCAUUAGAGGAGAUCAUUUCAUUGUAGCCUAGCAGCAGCGGCAUCAUCCAUCCGUCCAACCUGAGCGGAGAGGAGGAGGUGGAGGUGGUGGAGGAGGACAGAGGAGCAGAGAUGGGCUCCCAGGUUGUGCAGACCCUGCGCCAGGGAGUCUGGGCGUCUCUGACCGGGGGCUGGUACCACGACCCGGACCAGAACAAAUUCAACAACUCCUGCCACCUCUAUCUGUGGAUAUUUCUCCUGAUGUUGCCUCUGUCUCUCCAUCUGGUGAGUUUUUUAUGUAGGGAACAUGACGUUCAAGGCCGCGAAGGGGUUGUGAGGUGCCAAAAGGUAACGCUUUAUUGUCAUGCGCCCCGUGAAUCCUCUCUUGGAUAAAUGUGCUGUGGUAAUGCAAGAAUGUAAUGCCCUUCAUUGUCUGGUUGCUGCUGAGGAGAAUACUCGGCUGGAGGAGAAAACAGGCAGCACUGUCGCAGUGUUUUUUCCUCGCAUGCGGUGAGGGAACGCAUGGCUGCUCCUGGAUGUGGCAUUGGGAGAGACAGGAGGCGUGAAACUGACGAACACUAGAUACUAGUUUGAUGUGAGAGCCUUGAGAAAAGGGUCAGCGAAGGCUGCACUACCCUAAGUAAUACUGGAGUGACUGCUCAAUGUCCAUUUAUGACUGAUAUGUAGAGCUACAGCAUGUGUAGAGGGAAAAUAAUUCAGGAAACAUAGUGAGAGGGAAGAGGAAUAGUUGCUGUUAUAGGUCACACACCUUGACCUUUGCCAUGUUAGUGGAUGAACCUCAAACAGCAUGGCCCACUAUCAACCUGCUUUUCUAUUAUUUGUGAUAAUGCAUGACUUAUGUAGCGUGUCUCACAUUCUCAAUGACAUAUUUCUAUCUGAAGCAGAGGGGUUAAUUGUCAUGUUAAUUGCAGAUUAUCAUCAUGUGAACACUAUUUAUUUACAUCCUUGUCCUCUACACUUGGGUUAAUGGUGUGUAUACUGUGUGUUCAAUUACUCUCAGAAAAGACAUUCAUGACAGAGAUUAUUAAGGCAAAGUACAAAGCUCUGAUUGGACAGUGACAGCUCCGAUGUUUGCCAGCGGAGCUCUAUAGAAAUGUCUGUUUGGAAACACCCACUGCUUCCCCUGCAAAAACAACACAAGCUUCCUGAGAGACAAAAUGUUUCAAAUUUCAGGUUUAUUAGCAUUUUUAUCUGAAGGUCACACACACAGAAACAAAGGCUCAAAGUUGAGGGAAUAAUCUUUUAGAAGCAGGAAUGACACCGGAACAUGAUUUUAGAUCGUAAAUUUGUACCUGCUGACAUAAAUUAUUGUUCACAGCAUUCAACUCAACAAGAACUCUCUACAGACCUGUAUGACUCAUGUCUCAGCAUGAUGCAGAUGUUUUCUCUUAAAUAUUCUCGUUCUUCGCUAUAGGCUGUCCCUCCUCCGGGAUCAAUACACGUCAGUUAUCUACCAUUUAAUCAAAUUAGGCCAUGUGGUCCUCUGAGCUUGAAAUAAAUUCAGAAGCAGUGAGCUCAUGUAUACUUUAAGUCUGUAGGACUUAACAAAAUGAGAGAAGAUAGUUUGUGCUUUCCAGCAGCUGAAACAUCAUAUCAGAUAUUAUCGUAGGAGUUAAGAGUUUUGCUGAUUCAAAAGUGCUAAAGCUCAUGUCAUUUGCUCAACAGGCUUUGCCCCCCACCACCAUGGCUUUGAGCAUCUACUGUACCUCCAUCACGGUUUUCUUCAUCCUCAUCAAGAUGGCCAACUAUCGGCUCCAUGUGAUGUUUGAUGAGGGCGAGGCGGUGGUCCGCAGUAGCCUCUCAGACCUCAGCAAGGCCCCAGAGAAGAAAAGCAAUGCCUCAGACCCCUGCCUGCCCGCCAGUAUACGGUACGACCCUCACCGGUACACUUACAAUCUUCAAGUUAGAGUUGGUGUGAUUUAUCUGAAAUGUCCUCUGGCAUGACAUAGCACAGGAAUUUGAAGAAAUACCUUUAUUUUUAAGGCUUUCAGAUCCAGCCACAAAUGUAAAAAUGAGUAAAACACACCGUAUUUCAAGGUGAAAAUAUUAUAUUAGAAAACUGCAGAUUGCUACCCAUCAUAAAUGUUAAAUUGUCAGUGUUAAUGUUAGUUGGCUAACUCCACUGUCAUCUAUAAAUUUGUCAAAUAGUGUAAGCUGUAGUAACUUAGCUGUCUGUAGCUAUUGAGUUUUAAAUAGGGUGUUUAACUUUAUAUAGAGGCUUAUUUUACACUUUAUCUUCAUUGUCUUUUGGUUAAUUUAUCAUUUGAUACACAGUGAAAUGUAAAUAUAGCAUGUCAGAUUUCCCCCUGCUCAUGAAAGAUGCAAACCUUGAAUCAAUCACAACAGCAAUUAAACAUCAGAGUUUCUUAUCUUGAGCAUGACCACAGAGGAAAAUGUAGAUUCAGUAAAUAAAGGCAGUUCAGUCAAAUUGCUAAUAUACACAUGUUUAACAAACUACUAGUUUUUUGUUACUGAAGCUUCAACCUGGUCCCUGUUAGGUAAGUCAUAGGAAAAUCAAGGCUUUAUAUACAACGUAAUCAUCAACUUAGACUUGAACAUGUCUGCCUUUAUGUGUCUCAACAUCCCUGACAUCCUUUUCACCAUCUCCUAGUUUUCUUCUCUCUUUCUAUAUACAUGUCUAUUUUACACCCCUCCCCUUUGAGUUAAAAUUGGUUUCUGGAUUAAGUGUUUUUGAGUUGGAUACAGACUCUUUCCUCUUCAUUUCAAAGUCUUGACUCAGUGCAGCUUUGAUGAAUGGUUGAGCUAAUGAGGGGAGGUCAGAGAUCUUGAGUCGGCUACUCAGCUCUGGCACAGUUCAUCCACACAGGGAAGGAGGACAGAAAAUUUGUCUGCUUUCUUUUGAGUUUUUUUUAAUAGAUUAUGAGGUGUUUGUGGGAGGAGGAAACAGAGCCCAGACAUGUAUUUUUAGCACUUCCUCAACGUCAUAAAUCAGUGUACUUCACUGUCAAAACACAAGGGCUUGGAGUGAUUCUCUAAUGAAGGUGAUGUAUUGAUGUGCUGACUUCCAUGGACUCCAUAUCUCUCUGCCAUCAUUCAUUAAUUUAUUUGAUUUUACUCCUCUUUCUGUUGUUUUUGUCCUACAGGAAGAGCAGUACAGUCCCUGACAGUGUUGCGAUGACAAUGUUGGCUCGGAAGGGUCCAAGUCCUGUAAUACAGGUGACCGUGAAACAGACUGAAACUGACCCGGGGUUGAUAGGUGUGGUAAGUGAUAUUUAAUGAUGGACCCCUACAGAAAACAGUAUGCUGACCUACAUGAUGUCCUAAUUUAAAUCAUCUUGCUGCUUCUCUUCCCUGUAGGAUUGCUCAAAGUCAGACGAGGCAGUGAAGACAGUGGAAGGUGAGAGUAUUUAAUCUCUUAGUUUUACUAUGAAGGAAGGACAGAUGAAACCAAAGCACGGAAAAUUUAUUGCAACAUAUAAACAGUCAUUGUCAAAUUGGAAAUGUUGUGAGUCAUAUACCUAGACUUUGACAGCCAUUUGUUGUUGCUUUUUCACAAUAACAGGCAUAGUAUUAGGCCCCAGGAGGAUGUGUAAAUGUAGCUGUAGCGCAAGAACUGAAGGAAUAUUGUUUGUAUUUUUAGAGCUAUUGUAAUUAGUUGAUUAAUUGUUUGCUUGUUGAAAAAAACUGUUGGCAACACAUUGCAAACAUCUUAGUUGGUGAAGUAAUUUGCCAAGCCAGUCAAUAAACUUUUGCCAUCUAUAAUGCUAGCAUUAGCAUUAGCAUGAGCAUCAACAAGCCAAGGCGAGCUAGCUAGCCUCAGCCAUGCCUUACUACAACUGCCUGGCAUUAGCUGUCUUGUGAUUUUAGUUAACAAAGUAAUUUGUAAACAGCAAGCAAGUCAUUUUGCCAGUCUGACCACAGGAAAAAUCUGCUAAAGGCACUGUUUUAUUACUUUUUAAUACACUUUAUUAGCCAUCUUCUGUAACUCACAAUUGAAAAAAAGGUUGUCUGCAUGGUAUCUUGGGUAAAUUUGUGUAUUUACACGUAAAGCUACAUGAAUCUUGCUUUUCAUACAGGUAAAAUGAUUCUGCUGCUGCUUAUAUUAGUAACUGAGUGAUGAAUAUAGCAGAGUGAAUCAGUUGGACCACUUCCCUGUAAAUCAGUUAAUACUAAUAAUUACCUCAACAAUAUAAGAAGGUGAUCAGUAUGUUUUCAUAGUCCAAAGACAGGAUGUAAAAAGGAGGGGGCUGCAGGCCAUCUGCAUUUUUUCAUUUCUGUAGUGUUCUGCAUUGUGUCUUGUCAGAAUCACUCUGUGAUACAAGCUACAUUUGUCCCUUUUUUCCCCUAAUGCAUUCGAUAGCUUCUUGGACAGCGUAGCAGCUUUUCCUUUUCCUUUCUCUGCAAACACAUCGUUGUUGUAAAUUUUCUCAGACAAGCAGCAUCUGAUGUAGCAGUCAGCCAACAAGAGCAGCUGACUGCUUCCAGGAAAUGUAUGAUCUAAUGCGCUCGUGAUUGGUCAGAUCAGAGUCAGCCUAUCUGCACUUGGAAUGAUUGAAUCACAUAAUAACACAGAAUGUUGGUAGCUGUUAGUAUUGUUAUCCUGCAAGAACCAUACUUCUAACAGAUAAUGAUGAUACUGCAGUGGAAAUGGAGUUAUAUCUGUCUGACUUCUGCAGAUAAAAGUGUAGAUUUGGUGAGUGGCCACUGAAGCUGACCAUCAACACAGAUUUUUAGGAUUACAGUAGUUUGCUGAAAUUUCACUUCAGGUCAAUAAUUUACAUGUCUUUACUUUCCAGGACAGAGUGAAGGUGCUGCAGAGGAGAAACCUAUAGAGGGAAGCCUGCAACCAAGCCCAGAGCCUUCUCCAGAUGACCUCUCCAGCCCCAAUCCUGACCAGGCUGCCCCCCUGCUGCAGGCCCAGCAGAGGCCUCCUUCCCGAGCUGAGAGAGAAGAGACGCGGCCCGGAUCUGCUUGUGGAUCAGGGAAAAUGGAUGUAGAAAUAAUUGAAGCUGGAGCUGUAAAAGAAGGAGAAGACAUUCAGAGCUCUCUGACAGGGGCUGACAGAGAGCGAUCAGAUCAGGAAAAAUCAGCAGAGAAAGACUCAGGGAAGGAUAGAAUAGAAGAGGAAGAAUGUGAGGAUAAAGAUGGUGAUGGAAUGGAAACGGCUGAUGAAGGUCUGCCCCCCUCCAAGGGAAGUGGAGAUGAGAGCGAGGAGGAGAGUGAGGAGCAGAAGGAACCUUCAGAUGACAACAAUAACUCGUUGGAGACUCCCCGGGAGUGCCAGGAUGAUUUCAUUGACAUUCCUGAUCUCCCUGCACAGGUAGGCCUCACAGAUCCAGAGACAGAGCGGAAUUUUUCUCUGCCUUAGUAGAAUGUAACCAUGGCAUGUCUCAUGUUGUCUCAUAGGCUGAGCCAGUGGAGGAGAUGUACUGUUCGGAUGAGAUUGAAGUAGUUCUCGUGGACAACUCUGGCCCUCGGCCUGUGUCUGCUCACCUGGAUGAAAAUGACACAGUUAAGAUCAUCAUCACUAUGAGCUGCGACCCUCAGACUGCUGCUCAGCUGGAGGAGAGCGUCAAGCAGAGCCUUCUAGAAAAUGCACAGGUACAAAACAAUUAAAUUAAGGUAGAAGAUGAACCCCUUUACAACACAUGUUUCACCACUAACAGGAAAACAGUCAGUAAUUUUUUUUCUAAGAAGUCUGUCUUUAAAGUUUCCAACAGUCUCCCCUCUAGGUCUUUAUUGGCACUACAUGAUAACAAAAUGGGAAUUUGUUUUGAAGGGGUAUUCCGGCGCAAAAUCAAUUUAGGGUCAAACACACCGUAACACGAGUUAGACACUCUGUCGAGAGAUGAAUGUGACCGACCGCUUGCUUCUCUAGUUAUACCAACUUUAGUAACGACUGCACGAUAGCAAUACACAGCAACAAGAUUUGGACUUUAAUUUUCACAAAAACACAUCCGUGAGUUUUACUGUAGACCUCACAGGACUGAAAAUACUAUACCAAUUUCUUUCAUGAUUAAGACAUUAUCUGAAUUUAAUAUCUUGUAAAUAUGAUAAAAGAGUCAUAUAUUCUGUUAUACAACUUCAUUCUAGGUUAAUUUUUUAUUUUAAAAUUUGAAAUAGGUUCAAUUGUGCAAAAUUUAAGGCUUUUUAAAACGUCACACUUAUUGUGUCAUCAGGAGUUUAGAAGUGAAAUCAGCAUAUCUUUCCUGUUUUUUUUAUUUUAUCAACUUCAUGACCACUAAUGUAAAAUGAUACAGCUGCAACAUGAGAGUGGAUACAGUGUGUGUGUGACAUGUCUGUGUGUAUCUUCCAAGGCUCAGAAAGAUGCAGGAGAGUGUCACAUAAAGAUCCCCGUCAUCACCUUUGACUCCCCUGAGGAGGAGAAGCUGGAGGCAGAGGGGGAAGAGGAAGACGGCACUGGCUCGGAGGACGACCCCACCCUUAAACAGCAACACACCACCAGCCAAAGUGAAGAGUUUCACCUGUGCAGAGAAGCUACCAGUUCUGACUUCACCACAAUGGAGGGUCCAGAUCCAGACCAGGAACAUGUUGGUCUGCAGAUGACUAACGACAGCACACCAAGCCCACAGCUCACAAAUGACAACAGCUCAUCAGGUAUUGAUGUCCACUCCCACCCCGAUGACACAGAUCCUCUGGACCCUAAUGUGGAUUCACAAGGUUUCCUGCGUCUUCCGCCAGCUCUGGGCCGAUAUGGUCCUGGAGGAAGGACUCAUAUCCGAGGGCUGAGCAUGGACAGUGGGAAAGAUGCUGUUCUCCUAUCGGACCGCUCACAAAACACAGUAUGUUGGCAGUUAAGCUCAUUCUUAUCCUGUUUAUCCAGACUGCUCUGUCUGUCUGUCUGACAUACAAACAUUUGUCUCUCUACUAGACCACCAUGACCAGCUCCAAGUCAGAUCUGGAAGCAAAGGAGGGGCAGAUACCCAAUGAAUCCAACUUCUUGGAGUUUGUGUCUUUGUUGGGGUCUCUCAGUGCCAGAGCAGGCACAGCUAGCAUGCAGGAAGACGAGGGAACAGACUGCAAAGAGGAGGAAGGCACUGCAGAGGAAGGUAAAUCCCAGCAUGAGUAUGAGGUGUAUUUUUGUUUCACUCUCUUUAGAAUAUGAGUGCGAUGUAUGUGUGCAAAUGUUGACACAGUUUUGUGAGCUAUAACAAAAAACUUUUGCUCCAUGGCACCCAGAAAGUUGUAAAAGAACUUGUGCUGCACAGCUAGCUUCCAUAGCUGACUGCUGAUGAGACCGAACCGAAAUAACAAAAGCUGCUUGCCUUAAAAAAAUAAAAAAUGCUCAAAAAGUCCAAAAUCCACUCAGCGCAGCCCACUUCAUAGUAAAAGUUGAAGUAGUUUGGAUGACAAUCAACAUUUCUGCCACGUUAAUGAAAACCUUUCCCACUCAAUCUGUUCGCAGAGAAUCUGAGUGCCACUUCCAGACCAGACCAGACGAUAACAGAGCCAAACACAGACAGCAAACCAGAGAGACGAAAACCUCCCACCAGUCUGCCCACCGACACACUCCAGGCCAUACCACCCCCACAAAUCCCAAUAGUUUCCCCUGACAGGUACACAUGCUUAUUCACUCGUACACUUGAGCAGAAAUCCCUCUAACAAACACACAUCUACAGAUGAGCACUCAGCAUCCAGGGCUUCCACUUUAUCCUUUCCUCUUUGCAGUCCACAGACGGACAGAGAAAAGGAUCCAGAUUAUGAUUCUCUGCCUUCCCAAACCUCUCAGUCAGAGAGCUCCAUGCUGCAGGUGAUCUGCAGACCUGAGGCUACCAACAAAGAAGAGGCCUACACCUUCCAUACUGUACACAGUAAGCGGCUGCUCUAAAAAUGAGAAUUAUUGUCUAAAAUGCAAAGUUGAGAAUCUUGAGACAAACUCUUCUUGGUAUAUGCAGUAAUAGAUAACAAAAGGGUUGUGUACCUGUACAUAGAGCCAGGUUUUUAUCCCGUGACAGUCAGAUAAUAAUGUGUGGAGGGUUUUGUCAGCAGCUCAAACUGCUAAACAAGAUGGUAGAUCAAAUGAAAAACUUCUGGAGUGACUCCAAACUGUUCAUCUGUUCAGAUCUUCCGUUAUAGUCCAACGUUUGGAUGCAUGUUUGCAAUGCUAAAUUAAAGAAUAAAUCACACAUAAUACAUUUAUCCGCUCAUCAGCUGCUGUGUUUUUCCUCCAUCAGGAGACAGGCCCCGAAAGCUGUACGCAGAACGAGCUCUCAACCUGCCACUGGGAGCUGAGCUUAUCACCGGCAACAUGUGGUAGUGCUGUCGAAUCUGAAUUUCUCCCUACCUCUACAUACAACAGAUCUUUCCAUAACCGCUUAAGUUUUCUUUGUGUACCUUCAUGCUGCACUUUACUGCUUUACUGAUAUUUUCUUAACUUCAUCCCCUUUCUUGAACGAUCAUCACAGCCUGUGCUAUCUAAUCUAAUCAACAAACUGACUCUUGACUGUGUUUUGUGUUGAUUCAGUGACCUGCUAUCGACUUCCUCAAACUCAGAGUGUCAGGAUGGCCUGGCGGGUGGUCACUCCGACUGCCCUUUCCAGCGACGCAUCAUCCCCGCGCACAGACUGCGACCACGGAGGACCCACCCUGAGAUCUUCCAGGUGUGGAUCUGUUUUUAUAUUUCCUCUCUUGUUCUGCAAUCUAACCGCCUUUACGGUUAACGAGAGGUCAUCCUUUAAGACCGAAAGCAGAGAAAAAACGCAUUAUUUUUCAACCAGGUUUCCCAUGUGAUUCUAAGAUUUUUUUGGAGUGGGUUUUGCUCAGUGACUCACCUGUUUUUGCAUGCCAGGAAGUGAAAUGAUACCAAGCUCAGUGGUUUUGCUGAUCAAGUAGCUGGUUAGAGUAAUGUGCCAGCAAAGGGUGUGAAGAGGGAGACAUGUAGAAAGCUGAUGUGGAUUUAAACAGUGUAGGUUUCAAAUUCUCACGACAGUGUCUUUUUGCCUUCGGUUUGGAGGACAGAACAGUUUUAUUUUGUGUCUUUUCAGCCUCAAGGACAAUAAAAUGUGAAUGUAAACAAAUAUAAACAAGUCCGUAAGAAGGAGACCUAAUUGAAUUAUGUACCACCAUUCUCACCAACACACUUAAUCUUUAAUUCUCACAGAGUUUUUAGGUGUUUUUUUACCACAGAAAGUUGUCAGAAGGAGACAAAAACUACAAUCAACACAUUGGUUAAUCAGAUUAGUUUUUACUUUCUGUCAAACUGUAAACUAUGAGUCAUUACUGCUGUUUUGUAACAGCCAGCAAAUGAGUGAUUUAGUCUAAUCAGUGCAGAGCGUUGCAGCGUUCUAAGCUACUCGUCCCCACUGAGGCAGAAACAGCUCCGUCUCUGCUGAAUCAUUACUGCACCUCUUUUUGCCUGUAAAAAGGCUGUUCUGUGUUCUUAUAAUGAUCCUGACUGUUGAAUAUUCAGCACAGGAGAAAACUUCAGACUUUUGUUGUUUCCUGAAUAAUUGCUGCUGAAGUUUUUGUGAGUAUAAAUGAUUUGCUUUUGUGUGCGACCGUCAGGAAGAGGACUCUUUGGAUGAUUCAUCGGAGACCUCCACUCAGGAGAAACCAACCAGGAAGAUUUAUUACAAACUGAAACUGUUCCCUGGGAAGUGGAUCAACAUUUUGUACGACAGACUCACCCUGCUCGCUCUUUUGGACAGGUAAAACGUACUGUCGAAAAACCUGCUUGAUGCUUUUCACUAUCAAGCCAUUAACAUGUAAUAUAACUCUGUCAAUAGUGUGUAGAUACUUUCUUUUCAAUCAUGGCUGUGUUUCUAAUUGUUUACAUUAUUUUUCUGAUUUACCUUCACAUAUACAAAAGCACUGAUACAGACUCUUUUAAUCCACCAUAACCUGUCUUCGCCUUUGUGCGCAAUGCUUCAUACAGAAACCAGGAUGUUCUGGAGAAUCUGGUUGCAGUCUUCAUGGCCUUCCUAGUUUCUUUCCUGGGUUUUGUGCUUCUUAACCACGGCUGCUUCAAAGACUUCUGGGUCUUCCAGUUCUGCCUUGUCAUCGCCAGCUGCCAGUAUUCCUUACUGAAGGUAAAAAGACACAAAACCUCUGUGAAAGGUAGAUUAUACAUAAACUUCUUUGCCCUCUAAAUAUAGCUUUGAGCAGUUUACCUGAAUUUCUAAUUCGGAGUAAUUAGACGAAACUUUAAGAAAAGGAAAGGACACUGUGAACGAUGUUUGAGCUUAAAGAAAAAUGACCCCUGAUCCACCUGUUUCUGUUGAGCUUACAUAUUGUUUCUAGCUGUCCUCCAUCUCAGUAUAUAAAUGCUCAUUUAGUAUUUGCUUGUCUUUUCAGAGUGUUCAACCUGAUGCAGCUUCACCUACUCAUGUGAGUUUAACUUUACUUAGUCACUAAAUCUAAAAAAUAUUUAAUUGAAAACGAAAAAGUCUUUAAAAAUAUUCUACUGAUAUAUCAUUUAUUCAUUCUGUACUAUUUAGUUAACCACUUUCUUUUUUUUUUCUUAUUUAUCUUUGUAUGUCUAUUUGUUUAUCCUGUUUGUUUUUCCUUAUUACUACAAUAAGUAAUAGAUAUUUGAUAUACAUCUGCAUCAUAUUCAGCAAUACCUGGUUAUGGUAUUAUUAUUAUUAUUAUUUUAUUUUAUAUUAUUAUUUUAUUUUAUUUUAUUUUAUUUUUUCUACACCACUGAUCUUGUCUCGGAUACUGUUCAUUGUUUAAGGAAAAACUCUGACUAAAAAGUAAAAAGAAAAUAAAUAAAUAUAUAUUGGCUGUAUUUUAAUGUAUUCCAAAGGAACUCAUACACACACAUUUAUGAUGCCUCUGUUGUGUGGUCUUGACUUGUAACCGUUGUUCCCUUUUUAAGCGCUGCAUGAUGUCAGUCUUUGGUAUAUCACAUCAUCAGUUCCUUUUUCCAUUCAUUCUUUAGUUGUUGACUGAGAACACAGAUGUAUGCACAUAGAUGGGGAAGAUAUUGGUUAAAAACAAGAACAAAGAUAAACUGAUAGUUGUAAACUGAUGUGACCCUGCAUGACAUAAUCGUUAACAUCCUCACAAACGACUUGAUGAUGCUGACUAGAUGGACACGUACAGCUUCUUGUUUGACUUACUUACUUCUCCUUCAUGGGCACAUUGAACGCCUAAUGAGUCAUGAUAACCACGAUUAAUCAAAGUGAUUACAUUUCACUGGGUAUUGAUGCAUCUUUAUCUGUAAUUAAUCAGUUUAUAUUUACAUACCCUCGAAUUAUAACACACAGCAUAGUGUACUACUACUGCUCCUUUAAAAUCCUGUGCUGUGUGUCCCGAUUUGUGUGUCUCCAGGGUCAUAACCAGCUGGUGGCCUACAGUCGAGCGGCCUACUUCUGUAUCUUCUGCACUCUGAUCUGGCUGCUGGAGCAGCUGCUGAGGAUAAAAGACCUGCCAGUCUCCACCCUGUAUGGAGUCACCAUCGUCUGCCAUGACGCGCUGCAUUUCCUACGGGACAUGCUCGUGGGUAGGGAAUCAUGUGACGACACAUGUAGCCUCUAGAGGGAGCAUCUCUUCAGACCAUCAUGCAACAUUACUUGUUGUUGUCAAAUACUAGAUUUAUCUCCGGCUCAAAACUAUAUUGUUUAUUCAUUACAGAUACUAAAAGACUUCUGUGUGUUUGAUCUAUUGACAGGUUUUACCUACUGCUUCCCGUUCACUUUCCUGGUGGGCCUUUUCCCCCAGAUCAACACCUUCACCAUCUACCUGCUGGAGCAGAUUGACAUGCACCUCUUUGGAGGAACAGGUUAGUGUAGCGAAACAGAAAUGGAGUUUCUUUCUGGUCAUUUUUUUAACCUUUUACUUUAUACUGGGAUUUCUGGAUGCAUGUGUGGAUUUCAGAUUUUCAGGUUUGAGCCUCUGUGAUUGAUUUAGUCAUUUUGAAAUUUUGUGACCAAAAGUUAAAUACCAAAAAUAAUAAUUGAAAAAUACAAACCUGUUUUGUCAAGAACCGUGGAUGAUGAUUAAUCAGACUUUAACCCACCUGAUGAUGCAGGUUAAAACAUGCUCAACCUUGAUGGGAAAACAUACUUACGUCUGAAAAAGUAACAUGUCCAUAAUUAUUCUAAUUUGUGUAGGAAAACGUGUUCAUGUAUUUAACAAAAAAAUGACCAAGGAAAAGUAAUUAAAAAUAACUAGAUUAGUUAUUGAUUAAUUCCAAGUUAGAGGCAUGUAUUUUCAUUCUUACUUUUAUUGUGUUUCAGCUGCUACGAGUCUCGUCUCGGCCGUCUACAGCAUCCUACGCAGUCUGAUUGCUCUGUCUCUGCUGUAUGGUUUCUGCUUUGGCGCUCUCAAGGUAAAAAAAGAACCAAAAACAAAAAAAAGAAUGCUCCCUUCUCUCCUCUCCCUCUGGCAUCUUCAGAGUUUUGAUGUGAAUCUGGGUUUACGGUCAUCCUCCUUGUUAAAGAAAUAGAAGAAGAUGGGGAGUUCAAUUAUAAAUAGCGUGCAGCCGGGCAGUUUCACUGAUGCAAGUAGAGUUGCAGCAAAAUACAAAGUGUUGCCAGUCAUCUUUCAAAGUGACGUAAAGGUUUCAGCUGGAGAAGAAGCUUUUGAACUGUUGGAGACAUAAUAGUGUUAUUCACUCAGGUUUGUGUGUGUGUGUCUGUGUGUGUGUGUUGUUACAGGAGCCGUGGGAUGAGCAGCACACGCCGGCUUUGUUCUCUGGUUUCUGUGGACUUCUGGUGGUUUUCUCCUACCACCUCAGCCGACAGAGCAGUGACCCCUCUGUGCUGCUGUGAGUAUCAGUGCAUGUGUGGGCAUGCAGGGGUGGAGCUAGACUUUUUGGCUGACUUGUUGUGAAGUUUAUGUGCACUCUCACUUAAAUGGAUACCAGUUCUGUCUUCUGUUUGUCUCCUCUUGUCAAAUCCAUUUCUACUAAACUAAGUUUCAAAGAAAUAUUUUAUUCCUCUGUAGAUUUUUUUAUCCCUCAAGAGUAACACAAUAGCGUUCCAACCUAUAAACAUUUUCAACUUCUCAGCAGCUUCUCAGUACGUGUCAAAAAUAACAAUUCAGAGUAAUAGCGGCAUAAAAAAGACAUUGUUUCUUAUUAACAUAAGGAAAUAUUUUAAUAUUUGCUGAGUUUUUAGCAUAUAUAUAUAUUUAUGCCAUGUCUGUAUUUUUCAUACAGGAUACAUUAUCUUGUGCCACAUUUGUGACAUUUACAUUUUCAGGUCUCUGAUCAAGUCAAAGAUUAUGCCUGCCUUAGUGGAGAGUGAGGAAGAAGAGGAGGAAGACACAGACAUUAAAGACCCACUUCCUGAGAAACUGCAGAACUCCAUGGUGAAUAAAACGGAUUAUGUUCAUCUCAGCUGAUUGCUUCGUUGAUAAUGUUCUUGUCGGAUAUUUCAGCUUCAUGAAAACAUGAUCACACUUUUCAAGUGUUAAAUAAACAGAUGUUAUAUCUGCCUAGAGUGGCAGCUUGGAUUAAUAUUUAACAGGAAAUAAUUACUUCACACCGGAGGUAUGUGAGACUAUAAAACAUGGUUUCUCAAGACAGAUAAUGAAUCAUCAUGUAGGAUUACGAGGAAUUUUGCAUUCAGGAAAAUGAGCCUCUCGCUGCCUUUUACACUUUUAAUGGUGGAUUAUGAAGCUUUUAACUCUUUGCAAGCUGCUGCUCUUUGAUCUCCAAAAACGGAGGCAAUUAGACAAAAGUAAUCAAACCUAAAUGAGUCAGACGGAUGAGUUUUCAUUCAGUGCGGAUUAUAAAUGAUCACAUCUCACCCUCUCACGCUCUUCAGAAGGAGAUUCUGCUGUCGGAUGUAGUGGUGUGCUCUGUCGCCUACAUCCUGACCUUUGCCAUCACUGCGAGCACUGUGUUUCUGUCCCUCAAGGUGAGACGGCUUCCUUUUUUCAUAUCCCCUGGUACGUCUUGUCCUGUUUUCAUUUUAUUUCUCUCAUUAUUUUAUAUCUGACUACUUUUUCCCAGCCUUUUGUCACCAUCGUAUUGUAUGCUCUGGCCGUUACGGUGGGGUUUGUCACCCACUACCUGAUCCCCCAGUUGAGGAAACAUCACCCUUGGUUGUGGAUCUCCCAUCCUGUACUCAAGACCAAAGAGUACCACCAGUUUGAGCCCAGAGGUCAGACUCAAACAUUUCUGAAAGCUUAAUAAAUUGCUCAUGUUAAUCUCUGAACAGGAAAAGGUCGAGGGGUUCUCUAAAUGGAUUGUUUGGGAAAAUGUGUGAAAAAAUUAAAUAACCUGCAUCCAGGUCCACGAUUAAAACCGAUUAAUUGAUUUCUAUGUAUAAAGUGUUUUCAGACUCCUUGUGUUUGACACUAUGUUUUACUGACAGAGGUGGCAGUGAUAUUUUGGGCAUGUUUGCAGAGGGACCCUUGAGACUUGCAAUUUAAAAACAGCUUUUUCAAUAAGAUCCUGACAGACUCCCCUCAGAGUAACCCCAAAACAACAAAAAGAAAAAGCUCUUGUUUCUGGAAACCUUUAACUUAGUGUCUUUAUGUUCUGGAGAUUUGUUUUAUUCGGAUCUGUUUGAAUGAGUCCUCUUCACUUGCUUGUGUGUUUCAGAGGACGCUGUGCUGAUGUGGUUUGAGCGACUGUACGUGGGGCUCCUGUGCUUUGAGAAGUAUGUGGUGUACCCCGCCAUCGUGCUCAGCGCGCUCACCAAUGAUGGCUUCGCCCUCAGUCACCGCAAGAAGCUGGGUAUCCAGUGAGUAAACACAUUCAGCAACAUACACGAGGCAGCCCGUUACAUAUACACAACUUUAAGAAAUCUGAAGUGCUGGUCUGAACUUGUCUUUGUGUUUCCUUCAGCUGUGAUGUCCUCCUGACCACAGUGGCUGGAAUGAAACUCCUGCGUUCAUCUUUCUGCGACCCCAGCUUCCAGUUCCUCACUCUGCUCUUCACGCUCAUCUUUUUUCAUUUUGACUGUCCGCACGCCUCAGAGAGCUUCCUGCUGGAUUUCUUCGUUAUGUCUAUUAUUUUCCACAAGGUAAGAGUUCAGUCUGGUGAUAUCCAGAGUGAGUGUUGGCUAAUGUAAUACUAGAUACAGUGCUCAGCAUAAAUGAGUACACCCCUUCAGAGUUGUCAGAAAAUCUUUUGUUUCUUUUCAAAAUCAACAUUUUCUAUGUCAGACUUUAGAAACAAAAUACUCCCCAAAUGUAGGCCAUCUAUUGAAAACAAGAUUUUUUAAGAUGCAUACAAAAAAGUAUUUUUUUAAAUGUAAAAUCAGGAUGCAAAACUGAGUACACCCAAAUCAAAGUUCUGCGAGCAAAGACAAAUUUUAGUUACCAUAUCACCCUUAUUUUCAUCUCAUGGUAACUAAAAUGUUCUGAUAAACUCAGUUUUUUCAAAACUUAGGAAAUAGUGCUUUUGUGCAUCUAGAUAUUGAGUUAUAAAUGACUUUUAUUUGGGGGUGUACUGACUUCUGCUGGGCACUGUAGAUCCAGAGAUGCACAAACAAAAAUUGACACACAAAAUUCUCUGAGAAAAAAAUGCAAAACACAGAUGCAACACUCACCUGCAAGAACUUAAGAAACUGACAGACAGGUAUUACGUGACUUACUUUUAAAUGGUUUGACCAGUUUCACUUUACAGAUCUUUACAGUGAAACAUAACGAAGUCGACUCAGUAUUACACUUAUAUUAAAUUUAGUUGCAUUUUGGGAUCGUGGAUUACAGUGAAAUAACAGGUCUGGGACAUAAAAACAAACUUUUUUUUCAUUUUGUUUCUGGUUGGCAGCUUGUCUUUUUCAGAUAGUUUAGAAGUGAAUAUUUAAGCAAAUAAAGAAGACAAAGAUAAUUCAAUAACAUUCAACCUAUGACCAAAAGCUUAACAACCCUGCAGCCUCAGAACUCUGAUAAUAUAAAUUCUGUAUCUGCUGAAGUACUGAAACUUUAUAAAAGUGACAUAUCAAAUAACCAAGGGGCUCUGAAAUGGGAACUUCCUGCUAAAUUUUGCAAGUUUUGUCCACUUGUUAGAGCAGGCAUCCCAUGUACAACAGGAACAGUCCUGAAGUCACUGGUUGUAGGAUUGAGUCCCAACUGGAUUUGGUCCCCCAGUCUCUUUUAUGGUGCUUAUUUUCUCUUUCCUCAAACCCAGUGUUUAGAGGAUACUAUAAAAUAUGACAUCUUUAACACAACUCUACAGUAUGGUGUCUGGGUUUCUUUUUCAAGUGGCGUUUACACACAUUUAUUCAUACGCCGCAGUUGACCACAUAUGGUCCGAUGUGGAAAAUGUCAUAAAUAUCACUUGAUUCUGCAGGGAGACAAAGUUUGUUUGAUGCAUAAAAAUAACACACUCUGAUGUGAGAUGAAUCGACCGCUGUGUUGAUGUCUGCACAUAGAGGACUGACUGUGUUGUUUGUGUUUCUGUACAGAUGCGAGAGCUGUUGCUGAAGCUCCAUUUCAUCCUGGUUUACAUCGCUCCCUGGCAGAUCGCCUGGGGCAGCGCUUUCCAUGCCUUUGCUCAGCCGUUUGCUGUGCCCCGUAUCCUUCCUCUCAGACUUCUUUGUGUGUGUGUGUGAAUUUGUGUUUGUGUGUGUGUGUGUUAUAGACAGCAGUUCUAGCUUUCCUCUCCUUGACUGCUGUGUGUAACCAGACUCCGCAAUGCUGUUGCUUCAGACUUUACUCACCACCAUCUUCUACACUCCGUUGGCUCCUUUCCUGGGAAGCGCCAUCUUCAUUUCCUCCUAUCCUCGACCCAUUAAGUUUUGGGAGCGAAACUACAAGUAAGAUCCUUAUGAAGUGAGUCAGUGGGUCUGGAUACAGAUUCACAAACAGCGGAGAGAUUUAAAUCCAGGAUUAGGAUGGACUAAAGACAGCUGCUGGUUAUUAAAAAAAAAAGUUGUAUUGUCAUCAGAUCAUUUGAAAGAUUUUACCGGACAAUAAUGCACCAAGUUUCCUGUUCCAGCAAGUUCUGUUAGUCAGCCUGAUGCAUCUUUGUCCUUAAAGCCAAAGAGCACCAUUAUUGUCCAGACAAAUAUCAGUCAGCUCGACUGGAUGACUUUUUCUCAUUUUUAUAAAUAUUUUUCCUGCAUAGUUGAAGCUGCUUUUGUACUUAUUGUUCUUUGAGUCAAUUGUACAUACACAAUAAGACUGCCAUGAAAUUUACAAAGACAAAAUUGGUCUAAAAAAAUCCACUACUGAAACAUGUCUGUUAAGUAUAUUCAAAAUUGCAGUACUGCUCCUUUAGGAAUAAUCAAAGUAUUUUAUAAAAACAAGGUCUAUAAAAUGUGUCAUGUUUUUAAGGAUGCUAAAGGCUCUGAAGGAUUUACAAAGACAACGUCGGUGGGUUAAAAAGGAAUCUAGACAUGGAUUUCUUUUACAUUUAUUUUGUUUAAACAGUAACAACAGCAGCUCGAUCUUUUUUCUCUAUUUAUAAAAUUCAUAGUCCGACCUUUCAAAGUGAGUGAAGCUGACUUGUAUACAGAUACCCUCCUCCUCCUGUUUUUCGCUCUUACACAACGUCACCCCUCUGUUCCCUCUUAUUUAUUGAUGUAGGAGACUGUACUUCAGCACCGCUGAAAGCUCUCCAAAAUAGCUGCAGCUUUGUUGUGCAAACUUCACUGAUGUGACAUAAAGCAGCUUGUGGUUAUAUUUAGAUGCUUGGGUUUGUUUUGGAACUGAAACAUUAAAAAUCUCUUCUGGCGGCACCGCUGCAGGAGUUGAGUCUAGGAGUUAUAGGCUGUAGCUGAGCAGAUUGACAUCAUUAACAUCAAGACAGCAUGACAACAACAAGUUUUAUGUAGAUGAUGACUGAAACCACAGAAAAGUCUUGAAAUAUUAACGAUCAGCUGUUGCCAAACAAUAAAAAAACAACUCCUGUGACCCUGUACUUAUUGACAAAACACCCAGACCUCAUCUUUUGUUAUUAGUUUGAUUUCCAGACUUUAGUGGCAAAAAUUGCAUACUGCAUCUUUAACAUGGUGUUUUUUAUCUCUGGUUGUCUGCAGCACAAAUCGUAUAGACAACUCUAACAGCAGACUGGUGUCGCAGGUUGAUAAAGAGACAGGUAAGCCCUUUCAUCUAUUAAGAGACACUUUCGAACUUUUGUUGUUUCAAAGAAGCACAAAGAAAGGAUGCAGUCACUGCAUGGCUCUUAUAGUUAAGAAUAAAUGAAGAGAAGGAUGCAUGUUGCAACUCUUGACACCAUCUUUGACCUGUCUUCCCACCUCUUCAUCGUCUGCUUACAGGGUGUGAUGAUAGCAACCUGAACUCGAUCUUCUACGAGUACCUGACCCGCUCGCUGCAGCAUUCACUCUGUGGAGACCUCAUGCUGGGUCGGUGGGGCAACUACGGCGCUGGAGACUGUUUCAUCCUAGCGUCUGACUACCUCAACGCCCUGGUCCACCUCAUUGAGAUUGGCAACGGGUUGGUCACUUUCCAGCUCAGAGGGCUGGAAUUCAGAGGUAGAUUUUGAUCUUUGCCGGCGUUUUCUUCCACUCUUAAACUCAACGCUGACUAACCGGCUAACUCUAUCUCUCUCCAUCCCAGGUACAUACUGUCAACAGCGAGAAGUGGAGGCCAUCACAGAAGGCGUGGAGGAGGACGACGCGUGCUGCUGCUGUGAACCGGGCCACUUGCCUCACAUGCUGUCUUGCAAUGCGGCCUUCAACCUGCGCUGGCUGGCCUGGGAGGUGAUGGCCACUAAGUACCUGCUCGAGGGUUACAGCAUCAGUGAGAACAACGCCGCUACUAUGCUGCAAGUGUACGACCUCAGAAAGCUUCUCAUCACCUACUACCUGAAGGUUCGAAUCAAUCCGUGUGUGUCUAUUUGGGAAUAUUUUACAUGAGGAGACGUGCUACCUAUCAUGUGUCUGUAACUGUAGCUCUAACCUGAACUGAUCUUCUGUUAAGAAAGAAGAAAGAAGAAAAAUGAGAUUUUUUGAAUUUGUGCACAUUACUUUUGCUUUUUCCCAUAUCACAAAUUGCUUCAGUAUAUUUCAGGUGUCCAGAGUCUGCCUCUGCUGGUUUUAUCCAUCAAUAUCAUGCCCCUCUUUUAUACAAAAACAGCUCAUCUGGACUCUCAUCUCAUUUUUUUUUAAUAUUCAGAAUUCAGUUCCUUUGGAGAUGUUAAAAAGACUUCGUUAACCUUCUUUUUUUGGAGCUUUAAUUUUAUUAAAUUCCUGACACUGAAAGGUCCCAACUGCAGCUUCAAUAAUUCAUCAAAUUUUGGCACAUUACUGACCUUCUGCUCAGUUUUUGGAGGGGAAAUUCAAUAUUUUAUUUGUCUCAACAGACUCAUUUUGCAGCCAAAAGGUUAAAAGGUGUGACAGGCAGUUAAAGCAGUAUCUUAUGUAUUAAUCACAACAUGUGGCAGCCCAUAGCUCUCUUCUCCUCCCUCCAGAGCAUCAUCUACUACCUGGUCCACUCCCCCAAACUCUCCACCUGGCUCAAGGACGCCUCAAUCGAGGAGGCGCUGCAGUCUUACACCAAGUGGCACCACAUUGAACGUGACCCUCAGGUCUUCAGUGUGAAGAUCGAUGAAGACUAUGUGCACUGUCUGCAGGGGGUGACACGCGCCAGCUUCUGCAACGUCUACCUGGAGUGGAUCCAGUACUGUGCGGGGAAGAUGGAGACAGUACGUCUCUUUUUAUAUCAGACUUCAUUAUAGGUUAGAGCUGCUUAGGGAGGGUGGACCUCGGGUAACUUUGUAAGACUUCUUAAUUGGUCAAUUAUGUAACUACACAAAAUCAACCCCAACAUUUAACUUUUCCAAUCCAAUCCAAUCCAUUUUAUUUAUAUAGCAUGAUAUAAGCAAACGCAAGGUUUCCAAAGUGCUGCACAGCAAGAUAAAAAUACAAUGAAUAACACAACGGGACAAUAGAUGAGGUCAAAAUAAAAUGAGAUAAAACAGUGAACUCAAAAUAAAAACAAACACAAUAAAUAAAAUCAAGAAAAUAAAAUAAAUGAAGUCAACUUCCUACUGGGUGUUAAAAGCUAAGGAGAUAAAACUCAGUAGUUUUGAGAAGCGUAACCUCAUCAUUUACUGACAAUGUUUGGAAAGUGAGUAAAAGGGAGUCAUUAAGUGGCAUUACAUAGAUUUAAGUUAAUCUAAAUUCUCAUAUGAUUCCUAUCUGCAGUAUUUCCCUCAUAAGAUGUAAAUCACAUCACCAUGAAUGUUUUUUUAGAUAAUCUGUACUUCUAUUUGUCUUUCUCAUAUUCAAUUGUCUUUAAAAUUAACGUCUCCUCAUGUUUGUAUUCGGUGCAGCCUGUGGACAGCGAUGAAGACUCUUCUUUGGUGACUUUGUGUUACGCUCUCUCUGUCCUCGGGAGGAGAUCGCUCGGCACAGCAUCACACAACAUGUCCAACAGGUAAGCCUAAAAAGAGUGUCACAUCAUAAAGAUUGAUGAGUAUGUCUGAGAUCCCUCUGUAAAUAACACAAAGACACAUGGAAACCUGGUUUAUAGGUUUGAACUGUCAACUAUUUGUAAAGCCUCUAGGACUCAUGAAUCCUACUAACAGGAUUUGUCUCAUUAGGAGUGAAAUCAUAAUUGAAUAAACUAUUAGUAGAUAGAAAGAAGAAGAACCACCUCUUCUAUUAGAUCCAGUUAGACCACUGUAGCCACAGGUGACCAUUAGAGGUAGAUGAUAAAUGUCAAAAUGUACUGUACAGUAAGUAAAAUAAACUGAUAAGAGACACAAAGUUAGACAGAAAUAUCCGGCCUAUAUUCGCUUACGUUUGCCAUCAUAAGUGAAGAUAGACAAACUUUGUUAAGUGUUCCUGAAUGAGGAAAUGCUCAUUUGUGCUUUUUUAAACACACUGAAGUUUUUUAUUUACCAUUAACAUUUUCAUUGAGUUUAGUUAUAAACUAAUUUAAACAUAAUAAAUGAUUGAAUCAAACCUAAUGAAUAAAGACCAACAGGUAAAUAACAUUACCUUUGUGGAAAUACUCUUGAUUAGUUUAGAAUUAUAAAAGCCAGACUUUUUUUUCUGCAUUUAAAUUUAAUUUAUAAGUUAUUUUUAUGAAUAAAAGAGUCCCGUGUGUGUCUGCAGUGCUUUAGUUUCUGCACAGCUGCUGUAGGAAUAUGAUUCUCUGUAGCAGGAUGAGGUUGAAGUCCGUUUUCUUUAGCAGUGUGACGUACUCAACACAAGGGGGCACUAACAGAUAAAUCUUUCAUCAUACUCUGUCACUGCUCUCUUUUGUAUGUGAGUGAUUAAGAUUGUGAAAACCCUUAUUUUUUUCUUUUCUCUCUUUUUUUUUUUUAUCACUUUUCCCCGCUGCCUCUCUUCUCAAAGUCUGGAGUCUUUUCUCUACGGUUUCAACACCCUCUUUAAAGGCGACUUCCGCAUCGCCACUAAAGAUGAGUGGGUUUUCGCUGAUUUGGACCUCUUGCAGAAGGUGGUGGCUCCUGCAGUCAGAAUGAGCCUCAAACUGCAUCAGGUUUGUGCUUUCAGACUGCUGUUGCGGUUGUUUCCAAGUCCUGUAUUUCGUCAAUUGUAAAUCUAUCUCCUGUCCGCCUUUGUUUGAAUUUACUGGUUGACAUUUGUGCAUCCUUUUUCCCCCUCUGAUAAUAGCUCAUAACCACGGCCAUUUGUCUUUCCUGUGGUGGACGUUUUUCCCUCUUUAAUCUGCUCACUCUCUGCGGUGCUCCAUCAUGCCUUAUUUCUACCUUUUCAGGAUCACUUCACCUGUCUGGAAGAGACCGAGGAGGCAUCUAUCUUGUACGAAGCCAUCACAAAUUACCGCAGCAGCCUGGUCAUCUGCCAUGAAAGCGACCCGGCCUGGCGUAAGGCGGUGCUUUCCAGCCGCGACACGCUGCUCACACUCAGACAUAUGAUCGAUGACGGCACAGACGAGUAUAAGAUCAUCAUGCUGUACAAACGCCACCUCAGCUUCAAGGUCAUCAAGGUGAGAUGGCCAGAGAGCUUGUGGUGCAUGUGUGAGAAAUUUUUCAUUUUCAGGUUGCGGCUUAGGCCAAGAGAGGAUGAUAGUGCGAAAUGAAUGAGUAAUGUAGCUCAGGUACACGACAAAUGUGUCUCGAACUGUGCUGAAGGUCUGUCUAACAUCCUGGUGAAGCAAAAUACAACCAUCACAGAUACAUUUCUGUCUUUGUGGAUGAGUAAAAACAUAACUUUUAUGUAGAGCCGGACCGAAAACCCUGACAAAAAACUGCAGUACAUACAGGAACUACUCAGUAUCAUCUAUAAAUAACAGGUUUGAACUGCUGGUCAGACAGAAAAGUGCCGACUCAUACAUUUUACCAACAUGUAAAGACAUCUGAUUAAAGUUGAGUUAUUGACCACAGUGGAUUUACAGAUCAUUAACUUUUCCUCAGUAGUUACUGUAAGUGCUCCAGUUUCAGCUCAGCUAACAGAACAUUUACUCUUUUACUUGAGGGGAUCACGAGAAAGGAAUAGUUUGAGAUAAAGAUACUUUCUUCUUCUAAGAAUAACAGCUAUAAAUGGAUGCUGCUGCUCUCUGAAUGAGAAGCUUAUUCCUGUUAGCAUGAAGGCUGAAAAUAGCUCUGUCCAAGAGUGAAAAACAUACUUUUAGCUCAGAAAUGAAACGUAACAUUUGGAUAAAAGAGAUUCAAAGGUGCAGGUAAGCAGAUUUUGUCACAUUCGGAAAAACAGAGUCUGGUUGAUUUCAGUCUUUGUCACAAGAUUAAACUAACUUUUACACAAAAAACGGUUAAACACUGAUAAUUCAUGAUUCAUAAUUAAUUAUUUUAAUUGUACUUUGAUUCUCAGACAGAAAAAUCCCCUCAUUUUGUAAACUUGUACUUCUUCAUAAUGAGAAUACUUUAUUUUUCCCUGGGGGGAGUUUGGGGUAGAAAUAAAGUCUUUUGACUUUGCAGUGACUUUGAUAAGUGCAGUAAUUUUCUCCUACAUUAAUGUUCAGUAUUGAUGAUGUUGAAACCAAAUCAUCUGCUCUGAUGAAUGAAGCCUAAUAGCAUCCUUCAGUUCAGAUCUCUGCUCCUAUAAGUGACUUUCUGAAAGACUCAGAGAUGAGAAACUGUCUUUGCACUUCUCAUUUUCUUCUUUUUCCAAUCAUGUUUAUUCAUCCUAGAAUAUGAUCUGAUCACUUCUUUCAUCCCUUUGCAGAUCAAUAAGGAGUGUGUGCGAGGUCUGUGGGCCGGCCAGCAGCAAGAGUUGGUAUUUUUACGGAACCGAAACCCGGAGCGUGGUAGCAUCCAGAACUCCAAACAGGCUCUUAGAAAUAUGGUCAACUCAUCCUGUGAUCAGCCGCUUGGCUACCCAAUGUACGUUUCACCUUCACUGAAUUUUACAUUAUCUAUGAUGAUGAUGAUCGGGGUGUUUAAUGGUUCAUAUUUUAAAGCUUUUCUGCAGGAGUCCCUUGUUUCUGAUAUUUUCUGUAUUACUGAUUCUUGCAGGUAUGUGUCACCACUCACAACCUCAUACGCAGGAACACACCGCACACUUCGCAGCAUUGGCGGAGGAGCUCUAAGCCUGGACGCCAUCCGUUCAUGGCUCUGCUCGAAAUGGUUACGGUCAGUUUUGCACAUGUAUUUUUUCCCUGCACAUUUGAAACCUUAAAAAACAAAAAUCAGUUCUCUCUGUUUUCGUGCUUACUUCUCACAAACCUGCCCCUAUGACCCUGCCCGUUAUUUAACUCUCCUCACAUGCUUUAAGGGGGAAAAUAAAGACUCCCUCUUCAUCUUGGAGGUAUUUUAGUACGGUUGGUCAAAAGAUGAUGUUGUAACUGAAAGGUCAUGGGUUUCUUUCCUGGAACCAACAUCAGUCUCAAGGGCUCCUUGAAUCACUCACUUUAAGUGAGUAAGUCAAUUUACUCCACCGGGUAUCAUGCGGAGUGCACAUUUACAGUAAAAUCCUCCCAGUUAUUAUAUCUCAGAGGCUGUUUGUGAUCAGUUUCAGCUGUUCCUUUACUUGCUGUUAAAAAUAUCGCUCAUCUUUUGCAGAAUAUAAUUUCAUAGGAGACUAUUUUGACCGUACUGUUGCUAAAAUGUCUGUACGCUGCUGAGAAACAGAUGCACUGUCAUGUAGGGUAUGCCCUCAUGUCUAAUGUGGUUAUUCUGGCUAAUAAUACAGUGUUACUUAUAAGCUGUGAAAACACCUCCUUUCACCAAAGGAGGUAAAGUUAUUAUGAGGUGAAAUUACAUGUUUGUUCACAUAUUCUGCUGGUUGUGUUUCACACAAAUCAGUCUGAAAAAGUUGAAAAUUGCAGUGUAAUGCUUUGGCUGUCAGCUGAGUGAGCUCUUCGGUGUGACUCAACAGAUAUUGACCAUACUGACAGAUAUUGGAAGUCAGUGUUUGCUUUGGAGAGACUUCCUCUCAGCUUAAUGCAGUUUUAAACACACACGGACAGCAGGAGAGCAUGGUUAAGAGAAAAGGAGUGCAGACUGGAAGUGCUGCCAGAUUUUUUUGUCUCCUCCCUUUUCCUAUCGCUCCCUCUCUCCUCUCUUUUCAUUCUUUCCUCAACACAUUACCUCAGGCAUCAUUCAUCACACAGGCUUUGCGUUAACCUCUACAGGGCAGCUAAUAUGGUGUGUGUGUGUGUGUGUGCAUGUGUGUGUGUCUUUGACUCAGUGGUGCUUUUACUUAAGCUUCUUAAAGGGCUGAGUUUUCCUUUCAGAUUAGAUUAGAUUGUUAAUCCUGUUUCAGUAAAAGGUGUUGCCUUAAUUUCACUAAGUAGCAGAGAAGCUGAGGUGAGCUGCUGUGCUUCUUCAGCCAGAACACAUUUAACUUAUUUAAGAGAGGGACUGCACUGGUGUGUGUCACAUAUGAGAGCACAGUUAUAUAACAUCUUCCUGUCUCUGGGUGUGAAUUUAUGUGUGUGUGUGUGUGUGUGUGUGUGUAACCUCGCAUACUAAAUUUUUGAUGGUCCUUUGCAGGUUUUGUCCCAUGCUCCACUAAGCGCAUGAAUAAAUCAACCCGAGCCAUAUGUUUGUGUGUUUGUUGUGUGUGUUCUGCAGGGUGCGUAAGGACAACCUGACCAGCUGUAACAGCGGCGUGAACAUGGAGGAUAUGGACUGCGCCGCUGGCGGUUCUUCCUCACUGAGCCACAACCGCCCGUCCUCUGUAACAUCCAACAGCCUGAGCCUGUACCAGCACAGAGCCAGGACCACACACAGCCACCGACACAACGCAGGUACACACUACACACUCACACAGAGAGAAAUACACAACUUGUUGAACCAUGUGUAUGAUUAUUCUUGUUAGAAAAAAAAAACUUGAGCUGUAAAUGGAUGAGAACAAAAGCAAAAAUGGAGAAUAAAACACAAAGAGAGGCACAAAACACAAUUCAGAUACACAAACAGAUUUCUCAUUAUAAGCUUUUUGGUUUGUUUUUGUUUUCUCCUUUUCGUGUUCACACAGAUAGACUAAACGUCACUUUUCAAGUCAAAAUCAAAUACUUUACAAAAAUUUGUAAAAAUACUUAGUAGUUUGAUUUAUUAAAUUUUUAAGUAAUUUUUUUUUUUUUUCAAAUUAAUUUUAAUUAAUUUUAUUUUAUUUUUAAUUAAAUUUUCCUGGGAGUUAACUAUAAAGUUAAAAAAGAGAAACCAAGCCACUGUGUGUACACAGUAGGGAUGGUCGAUAAAUUAAUCGUUCACGAUAUAUUGUCAGAAAAAUCCUCGAUGAUCAUGAUUUGCGAGCUUAUGAUAAAUAUGAUAAAUGCAAGUUGAUGACAUAAACGCGAACGACGGACUUACAGCCACAGCCUACACAGAGCAGAAUAACAAACAAAGUUGGCUGAAGGUAAUGAAGAAGGUGUUUCUGAGCAGCUUGUUACUGAACGAGGCUUCUCAUGAGGGAUUUCCUUCAGGACUGGGGCUUAGAUGAGCCCAUUCAGGUCUGCCUGACAUCAGACAGUUGAUCUGCUGCGGUUCACUCUGUGCAACAAGAGUUUUCAACAGAUGUUGAAAAUGUUUUCACAUUUGAGACUUGCUUGAUGUCAUCAGUUUUCUCCAUAACCUACCACUCAAACUUGUGGUUAAGUAUCUUAUUUGAUAACUCCAACUGGUGUUUUCAAGACUAAAUGAGUCGAAAAUAUAGACUGGAAUUUGAAUAUUUUAUUAUCGGGACCUUAUUGUGAUAAAUUUUUUAGCCCAUGUCACCCAUCCCUAGUACACAACACUUUCAAAACCUUCUUUAAACAUGUCAAACCCUUACGCAGAGCUAGACUCAUUAGCAAACAGCCAUUUGCAGUUACUGUAAUGGGCUGAGGAAGUGGGCCCAUACACUUCCUCAUUGUAUAGGCUCACACACAAUAGCUGCUUUUAACAAUAAGCAGUAAUUUAGAGGUUAUUAUGGGAUAACCCUUAAUUAAGGCUUGGUAGUUUUAGAAUAUGGACAUGCAGAAUAAUGUGUUAAUAAGUGCUCUGACUAAUGGGUAUUUGUGUGAUCAUGUGUGUUUCUGCAGCCAGGAGAGAAUAUCGCAGUCGGUCUGUGCAGCCUCAGAGUCAACGCCCCCCCGUCAGCAGCCAGUCAGGACCCAUCAUUGAUUCAGGCUCCACCCAUGGGCUCGUGCAGCGUCUGUCCAACAGUCAGCUGUCCUUCAACACGUCCAUAGCCUCCAUUUUUUCACAGGUAUUUAGGAGCCCACCCAGCCAAGUAGAAUCUGCAGUAGUGGGCUUUUGCAAAGAGGAAAAAAAAAAAAAUCAGUAAGAAGAUCUUUGUAUCUCCUCAGGUCCCUCGUCUGUCAGGAGCCAGUGGGAUCAGCUCGCAGCUGCAGGCAGCGCAGCAUCAGCAGCGCUCAAGCCAGGUGAGAGCCUCUGUACCUGCAAACUACAAACACAUUAAACACAGAGCUGGAAAUGAAUAUCUCAAAAUGAAAAAAAAAAAAAAAACUUUUGCAACCCGCUCAAAUCCAUGACAAUGAAUAAAUCAGAUCAGUUUUCUCACUGUAAAGGAGUUGUCUAAAGUACUUUUUCUUCACCAAAGUCAAAAUCUGCACUUUUCCAGCGCCAUAUUUGUAGAUUUAUUGAGUCAUUUUAAAAUUGUAUUUAAUAUCAUUUCCUGUACACUAAUACAGAUGUUUCCAAGUUUGUUGAUCAUGAAUUUGCAUUUUCUAACAAACAAAAGAUAGGCAGUCUUUUCUGGUUUAAAAACUCUGAGCUAAUAAAAAAUUUACACAUUGAGAGCUCAUAGAGUAUCAUUUUUUUAAGCUCAAAGUUCCCAAUUAGUAUAUCAUAGUUAAUUAAUUCACUCCAACCUUUAAAAAACCAAAAAUCUCUAGAACCAGUUAUAUGUGACACACACAUCCAUGCAGCAGUAAACCCUGAUUGGAACCAUUUCUGGUGAAGGUGGUUUUGCUGGUGAUACUCACUCACUUAUACUGAAGCAAGGGUUUGAAUGUACAACAUUUACCAGAGUUGGAUUAUUGUCAUAGUGUCACACUUGCUUAUGCACUUAAUAACAGGAAUAAUAUCAAACAGGAACAUACACAGUGAGUGAGUGAUCUGAAAAACCCAAUUUCAAAGAUAUGAGCUGAAAUUGUUCCAUGCUAGGACGCUGAGCUCAUGUAUGGUUUCCUUGGUUUGGUUCCUAGCCAUGACCCUUUGCUGCAUGUCUCCUCUCUUUACUUCAUGUUUCCUGCCCCUCCGCAGCUCUUCUAUCUAAUAAGGGCGAACGUUUCUGAAUUACUGCAUUUUGUUGCAGAUUUUAAAUGAGUUAAUGCCAGCUGAGGUUUGCAGUUUUAUCUUUGCCGUUUUUAAAAAAACUCAUUCCAAACUCAAUUUUCCAGCUAAUGACUCUUACAUGUGAUGAAGAUGUUGUAUUGGCCACAAGCUAUUCUUAGCUGCGGCCUGCUGUCCCUCAUAAUUGGUAGUGUAUGAGCUCAUGUGUGUUUUGUGCUUACAUUUACUAUCUUAGCAUUUCGUCUGCACAGUUAUAUUUUUAUUAUGCAUCCCCUUCCUUGUGUUGCCUUCCCUCAGGUUUCCUCGUCUUCGUCAACGCUCAGCCUGCUGUUUGGGAAGCGGAGUUUCUCCAGCGGCCUGGUUAUCUCGGGGCUCUCUGCUGCUGAAGGGGGAAACACGACAGAUACACAAUCGUCGUCUAGUGUCAACAUCGCCAUCGGACCCUCUCACAGGUCAAGCAGCAGGGCCACACAGGUAGGAGCAAAUGACAGCACGGCAUGUUGUGUUCUGGCCUGAAACACUGAUCAGCCUUCUGUACUAAAAACAGUUUCAACAACAAACGAAGGAUAUUGUUCUUAUCAUGUCUUGUUGUAUCUUCUUCUCUUCUUCCUCAGUGGACAUCGGAGGCUUAUGAGAGUAUAGACGCAACUUAUUCCAACGCCGCCACAACAGUGAAAGAGGGCGCUCAGUCAGGUGACCGAGACGGCAGCCAGGGGGUAGACAAGACCCUGGAGGACUCGGCGUCUGCCUCCACAGCUCCAGAGGCCACUGAUCAAAAGACUGUCUGACAGAGGACACGCAAACACAACCUGACACACGAGUGUCCACACACAUGCCCACAUACAGGGAGGACUGUAUGAAAAGUUACACACAUACACAUACACACACAUACGUUCAGAGGAUUGUAUGAGAGAGCACCCAUGCACACCAACCUGCCUCCUCUCCUGCCCUCAGCAUGUGGUCUCACCUUGUUUGUCGGAAUGUAAAAAAGUCUGAAAACAAGAUCCUGGAUCCAGUUGAUGAAUUAAAGACGUUUUUAAAUGAGG
Messenger RNA from Xyrichtys novacula (pearly razorfish), 28803 nucleotides. Lineage: Eukaryota; Metazoa; Chordata; Actinopteri; Labriformes; Labridae. The record is from the annotation of a GenBank genome assembly.